AAGAGAAACAGGAGAGGAGAGGAGCUGAGCAAACCGGUGUUGUGUCCGCAUGGGAGCUGAUUACUGCUGUGCACUAUUUCAGACUCGAGCGUGAUUUCCCGGCCGCGGUUUGGAGACACUGUGCCGGAUACAGGAUGAUGAAAUUUCGGUUCAGGCGACAGGGCAAUGACCCUCAGAGGGAGAAAGUCAAGCAGGACCUUUUUGCCUUUAAUAAGACUGUUGAACAUGGAUUCCCCAGUCAGCCCAGUGCUCUGGCCUAUGACCCCAAACUGCAACUAAUGGCCAUUGGAACUAAAUCAGGAGCCAUCAAAGUAUAUGGGGCUCCUGGAGUGGAGUUCACUGGACUUCAUAAGGAGAUUGCUACUGUCACACAGAUACACUUCCUCCAUGGACAGGGAAGGAUCGUGUCCCUGCUGGAUGAUAACACUUUACACUUGUGGGAGAUUGUGCAGAAGGGUUUGUGCUCCCACCUGGAGGAGGUGCGCUGCUUCAGCCUCCCUGGCAGGCCUGGCAUCGAGAGCACAAGUGCGACACGUGUGACUGUUCUUCUGACGAAACUGAGCUGUGAUCGCUUGGCUGUGGGCACUGAGGGUGGUGGAAUCCACUUCCUGGAGCUGCCCACUUUCUCACUGCUGAACAAGUCACUGUUCCAAGAUGAAAUCAUACAGAGCCUUCCUGAUAGUUACAAGUGUGGGAAGUCUCUGGGACCAGUGGAGUCCCUACAGGAGCAUCCCCAGCAUCCGGACAAAAUCCUUAUCGGUUAUAGUAGAGGCCUUGUCGUGCUCUGGGACUUCCAAAGCCGACAUGUAGACAACCUCUUCCUUGGAAAGCAGCAGUUGGAGAGCUUGGUCUGGGUUCGAUCUGGGAACAGCUUUGUCAGUUCCCAUAGUGAUGGUGGAUACAUGGUGUGGCCUGUUAGUAGCAGCACCGUCUGCACCAGUGAACCCAUCUCUUCCACUAUACCAUAUGGCCCGUUUCCCUGCAAAGCUGUGAACAAGAUCUUGUGGAGGACCACCCAGUCGGGAGCUCCGUUGGUGCUGUUUAGCGGCGGCAUGCCUCGAGCCAGCUACGGUGACAGACACUGUUUAACAAUACUGCAGGACAGCACACAUGUUACCCUGGACUUCACUUCGCGAGUCAUUGACUUUUUCACCAUCCAUUGCACAGAUAGAGACAUGGAGUUUGAUGAGCCCUCUGCCCUUAUUGUGCUCCUGGAGGAGGAGUUGGUGGCAAUUGAUCUUCAGACACCUGGCUGGCCCACCAUUCCUGCCCCAUAUCUGGCACCUCUACACUCCUCUGCCAUCACAUGCUCCUACCACAUCUCCAGUGUGCCAAUCAAGCUUUGGGAGAGGGUGGUGAGAGCUGGGCAGCAGCAGUGUCCUCUGCAAACACGCUCGAACUGGCCUAUAUGCGGGGGAAAGAACUUGGCACCUGAUUCAAAACAGAAAGAGCUGCUGCUGACUGGGCACGAGGAUGGCACGGUACGCUUCUGGGAUGCCUCAGGAGUGGCACUCAGACCUCUCUACAAGCUGAGCACAGCCAACAUCUUCCAAACUGACUGUGAUCACAACGACGGCCUGACCCAAGCCAGUGAAGAGGAGUGGCCUCCAUUCCAAAAGGUGGGCUGCUUUGACCCUUACAGUGAUGACCCCAGACUAGGAAUCCAGAAGAUCUGCCUGUGCAAAUACAGUGGCAAGCUGGUGGUAGCUGGUACUGCAGGACAGGUGAUUGUGAUGUACUUGUGUGAUGAGAAAUCUGAGCACAUGAUCAAUGUGAUCACCAUGGACCUCCUUCAGGACCGGGAAGGUUUCACAUGGAAGGGUCAUGACCGGCUGCCAGAGAAGUCUGGCUCUGUGGUGUUCACUCCUGGAUUCCAGCCUGUAGUCCUAGUGCAGUGCAUGCCCCCUGCGGCGGUUACCGCGGUGACGCUGCAUGCUGAGUGGAACCUUGUUGCUUUUGGCACCAGUCAUGGCUUUGGACUCUUUGACUACCAUCGCCGUAGCCCUGUGCUGGCAAGGUGUACACUACAUCCCAAUGACUCUCUGGCUAUGGAGGGACCUCUUUCACGAGUCAAGUCCCUGAAGAAGUCGCUCCGUCAGUCAUUCAGGAGGAUUCGCAAGAGUAGGGUAUCUGGGAAGAAACGUGUGUUGGUCAGCAGCCCGUCUAGUAAAGUCCAGGAGGCUAACGCUCAGCUAGCAGAGCAGGAUGCUGAGGUGACACCAGUACAGAGACGGAUCGAGCCCCGUUCAGCCGACGAUUCAUUAUCGGGGGUGGUGCGCUGUCUCUGCUUCGCCGAUACUUUCCUACGAGACGGAACACACCAUGGCCCUACCAUGUGGGCUGGGACAAAUUCUGGCUGCGUAUAUGCUUAUGCCCUGGACGUACCUUCACAGGAGAAGUUCUCCGAGCGGAGUGUUGAAGCUUUGCUGGGGAAAGAGAUCCAACUCAUGCACAGAGCUCCAGUUGUGUCCAUUGUUGUGCUGGACGGCCGGGGAAACCCUCUGCCUGAGCCUUAUGAGGAGUCAAGAGAUCUGGCUAAAGCUCCUGAUAUGCAGGGCAGCCACUCGGUCCUGAUUGCCUCUGAGGAGCAGUUUAAGGUGUUCACGUUGCCGAAAGUCAGCGCAAAGACCAAAUUCAAGCUGACCGCUCAUGAGGGCUGCCGUGUACGGAAGGUGGCUUUAGUGAACUUCUGCAGUGCUGCUUCGGAGGACUACUGUGAAAAUGGCCUAGUGUGCCUGACCAAUCUAGGGGACAUUCACGUGUUCAGCGUGCCUGCGUUGAGGCCGCAAGUGCGAUAUGACUGCAUCCGAAAGGAAGACAUAAGUGGCAUUGCGUCGUGUGUGUUCACGAAGACUGGGCAAGGGUUUUAUCUGAUCUCGCCGUCUGAGUAUAAAAGGUUCUCUCUGUCUGCACGGGUUAUCACUGAACCUCAGUGUUGGGUGGAUGUAGAUCGACCUUACCAACCUUCUGAACAUGAUUUGUGUAUGCCAGUACUGCCUCAGGCCAAUGGCACGUACAAAACCCAAUCGCCAGGAGAGAGCAAAUUUGCAGAGCACGCUGAAGGCGUGUUUGAUGAAAUGCAGAGUGCUUUAUCCUCUCCUGGCCUGGAUUCCCCAAACAGCAGUGCUGAUAUCACACUGGACACAACUGGAGAGCUCACUGUAGAGGAUGUGAAAGAUUUCCUAGGGAGUGUGGAUGAGGCUGAAAAUAACCUGAGGAAUAUGAGUGAGGAGGAUGGGCGGCUUCCUGGAAUUCUUAUCAACUGAUAAGUGGCGACAACUGGAGGGGAAGGCUGAUGGAGGAGAAUUGGUGGAAAUUCCCUCGUUAUGUGCAAUUGGACCUUGAGGAAGAGGAAUUACUUCAAGAGGAAGAUGCUCCACUCUUCCCUUUUCACUCUUUGCCCUCGCCCUCAUUUUCUCCAGUUUCUUACUCUCCGCUAACAGAUUUCUGUACGUGUGUGGGUCUGUACACCAGUUCUUUCCAGCUUGAGAGCUACUUGCGUGCAUUUAAAAAGGGUAGAUCAGAAAUAUUGCGCAGCAUGCAGGAAAGAGGCUGUCGGAAUACUUGCACUGACCACAUCUUUGGUAUUUUUUUCUCCCCCCUUUCCUAUUGCACACAUUCCUCUUUUCUUGUGUCAUGAUGCCACUUUGCUUGUCUUUUCACUGUGUUUGCCAGUAAGAGGCAUGAAGUGAGUAUAAAUGUGUCCUGCUUCUCAGCAGCCUUCUCAAUGCUAUCUAUAAUACUGUGAUGGUUUCUUCCAACAAAUCAGGAGGCCAUUGAAAUGUUCAGCUUAUGGACCCUGUGGGUUUGAUCAGAAUCUUGUGGUGUUCCUUUUUAAUGUCUCCUAAAACCACUUGCCAUUGUAAGUAAUAUUGAUAAUUAACUGUGAACUGUAGUAUUUGAAGGAGCAUGGUGUCUAAUCUUAGAAGCAUUAAUCAUUAAUUAGCGAGUAUUGAGCGUUGUUUUAUUACUCGUAACCAUAUUAACAAAAAUGAAGAAACUAAUAAUUAUGGGUUUCCAUGUAACAUUUGAUAGGAUAAUUUUAUACUGCCUAUAAAUUUUGUAUUUUUUUUUUUUUUAAGAUUUAGGAAAUUAAGACUUUCUAACAUUGUGGGUGAUCAGUUGGGCUGGUGGUGUGACACAAAGUGCAGUUUAUAUGGUUGAUGCAGCGAUCUCGAGGGAAGCCAAAUGAAAGUACACAUGUUUGCAGUUUAGGUAAAUCAAGGCUUUCAAUGUCAGUAUGAAUGUUUUAUAUACCCAUUUUAUAAAUGAAGCGUCACGUUUUCAAUCCACAGCUUAGUAACGGCUAGAACUUGUUGAAUUUCCCCGGUGUAAUUCCUGUUUUUAUAUCUAAGGGAACUCACUAAUGUAGUUGUUCAAUUAAUCUUCUGUCUAUUUUUCUUCACUAUGUUACACCUGCCACCUGGCCUGUGAAUCUGUAUUUAAUUUUUGUGUAGAAAUGUAAUUAUAGAUAUGACUAUGCUAAUGAACAAUGUUAAUAAAGUAUUUACUCGUU
Messenger RNA from Neoarius graeffei (lesser salmon catfish), 4516 nucleotides. It is a transcript of the gene llgl1, whose product is annotated as LLGL scribble cell polarity complex component 1. The transcript is spliced from 23 exons. Gene Ontology annotation, biological process: cortical actin cytoskeleton organization; establishment of spindle orientation; regulation of Notch signaling pathway. NCBI's taxonomy places the organism in Eukaryota, Metazoa, Chordata, Actinopteri, Siluriformes, Ariidae. Bases 135 to 3266 code for a protein of 1043 amino acids. Gene Ontology annotation, molecular function: GTPase activator activity; myosin II binding. The record is from RefSeq and is a predicted model, not a curated record. Gene Ontology annotation, cellular component: cortical actin cytoskeleton; plasma membrane; cytoplasm.